Paramacrobiotus metropolitanus is the source of this 767-nucleotide messenger RNA. RefSeq lists its product as uncharacterized. Gene Ontology annotation, biological process: positive regulation of voltage-gated potassium channel activity; sleep; regulation of synaptic transmission, cholinergic. The transcript has 3 exons. Bases 251 to 685 code for a protein of 144 amino acids. The record is from RefSeq and is a predicted model, not a curated record. NCBI's taxonomy places the organism in Eukaryota, Metazoa, Tardigrada, Eutardigrada, Parachela, Macrobiotidae.
UCCGGCAUUACAUCUUAACGGUUGAUCACUGCAAAAGUAAAUCACCCAUUCACCGGUGACUGUACUUCUUGAAUCUGCGCUAAAGUUGAAUUCAAAGUUGGUGUCCGGGUACAGUUUUUUACUUUAUACUUUUUAAUUUAUCUGCGAUUCUGAGGUGGACAAGCUCUCUAAUACUGCUCUGAGAAAGUAUAUUAUAUCGUCAGACCGGAGAUUUUGUACAGCCCUUACGGUGUAGGUUUGAAGGAUAAGAAUGAUGACCUUUAAUACGAGUAUAUUCGCUGCUGUAUUUCUUGUGGCAUGUCUGAGCGGUACAGCGUCUGGACUUUCCUGUUACGAAUGCCAGGGCAGCGCCACGGAUGUUGACAAAUCCUGUCUGGAUCCGUUCAACCCGAAAACCAAUACGGUGAAACAGCGUCCUUGCAGUGAGUUCGGAAGUGGUCAGUUCGUGUGCACCAAGACUGUGUCCGAAUCACACACCGACACGCUGCAAGCUUUCCAUGGCACUGUCACCCGCGGCUGUCAGCGUAUUAAUUCCGGCGGCCCGGCUUUGUACAACCGGCUUGACCUGACUUCGAACACCUAUUUGUGCGAGACCAAUUUAUGCAAUUCUUCUUCCAUCGUCGCAUCGUCCAUAUUAUUGUUAUUCUUAAUUUCGCUGUUAAGCAUAGUUCUGCGCAGUUUAUAAGAUCGCUUGUAACAUAAUUUUACAUCGAAUUACACUUUACGAGCAAACACAAACAAAGGUCAACAAAGAUUAAUUCCGUAGA